This is a messenger RNA of Ahaetulla prasina, 2005 nucleotides long. RefSeq names its product major histocompatibility complex class I-related gene protein-like. Gene Ontology annotation, biological process: immune response. The coding region runs from base 30 to 1340 and encodes 436 amino acids. The transcript has 10 exons. NCBI's taxonomy places the organism in Eukaryota, Metazoa, Chordata, Lepidosauria, Squamata, Colubridae. The record is from RefSeq and is a predicted model, not a curated record. Gene Ontology annotation, cellular component: external side of plasma membrane.
UGUGCCACAGGUUGAGGAUCGCAGGCGGGAUGGCUCUGCGCUCUGCAGCUCUGUCCCUCUUGCUCCUGGUGUUGGUGGCGGUGGCCCUCCAGGAGAGCUGCUGCGGCGCCUCCUCGCAUUCCAUGAAGUAUUUCUUCAGCUCCAUCUCGGACCCAAAUCCGGGGCAGCCCCAGCAUGUGGCCGUGGGGUUUGUGGACGGUCAGAUCUUUGUCCACUACGACAGCAACAGUCGGAGGAUGAAGCCUCGAGUCUCCUGGAUGGAGCAAGUGGGGAAGGAGGAUCCCAACUAUUGGGAGAGAAACACCCAGAUGGCACGUGACACUGAGGAGGCGUCCAGAGGAGACCUGAAGACGCUGAGGGUUCGCUACAAUCAGAGCAACAGCCUUCACACAUGGCAGAGGAUGUAUGGCUGUGAGCUCCGGGCUGAUGGGAGCAGGGCUGGAUUUGAACAAUACGGCUACGAUGGGAGGACCUUCAUCAGCUUCGACAAGGAGACCCUCACCUGGGUGGCUCCCGACCUCCAAGCCCAGAUCUCCAAGAGGAAAUGGGAGGCUCUUCCGGUAUUUAAUCAGAGAGGGAAGGCCUACCUGGAGGAAGUCUGCAUCAAGUGGCUACAGAAGCACCUGUCCUAUGGGAAGGAGACGCUCCUGAGGACAGAGCCUCCAAUGGUGACGUUGAGCAGCAGGACGGAGGUGGAGGAUGGGAUGGAAACACACAUCUGCCGGGUCCACGGCUUCUACCCCAGGGAGAUCGAUGCCUCCUGGAGGAGGGACGGGGAGGUCUGGCUGGAGGACACCUUCUACGGGUCCGUGGCCCCCAAUGCGGAUGGGACCUACCACUACUGGCUCAGCGUCCGGAUUGAUCCCAAUGAGAGAGACCGCUAUCGGUGCCACGUGGAACAUGAUGGCCUGCAGGAGCCUCUGGAGGUGGACCUGAAAGAACCAAAAUCCAGCCUGGGGCUCAUCAUCGGCUGCUUUGUGGCUGCUCUUGUCCUAGUGGGUGUGAUUGCUGGGAUCCUGGUAUUCUUCAAAAGACGUCAAGAUGACUACAAAGCAGCACCAACAAGUGACAAAGGAUUCAGGAGUUCAGAACAAGGGAGCCAUAUAGCAGCCCCCUUGCAGUGCAAGGUAAGGAAGCAGCUGGCGAAUCGGCCGCUGCCGCCGCUGCCGCCACCAAAGCAGCCGCUGAAACCGCUACCGCCGCAGAAGCAGCCGCAGAAGCCGCUGCCGCUGCCGCUGCCACCAAAGCAGCCACUGAAGCCGCUGCCGCCACCGCAACCACAACCAGUAAAAGAAGCAUCUGAAGAUCAGGACCAGCACGAGUGGACAGUCCCAGCAUGAGGAGAGAGGAGAGAAGAGGGGAUCAGUCGCCUUCUGAAUGAGGCCGGAUUCCCAGGAGGAGCCCUUCAGGCCCAUCCUGCAUGCUUGGAACCAGGAUGGAGUUGGGGUCUUUCACCUUCGCUUUUAUCAUUGGCUCAGUAGCCUUUUGUAUUAGGAUUGAGGGACAGAGAAGAACAUCUUAUGUAUUUAUAAUUGUGGAAUCAAAAGGAUUCAAACUGAGAUUAGUAGAUAUUUUAUUUUUUAUUUGUUUGUAUCCUGCUGAAGGUAUUGAAGAUACCUAACACACCUUCUUCCUCCUUCUUUUCCUCAUAACGACAACCCUGUGAGGUGAGCUGGGCUGAGAGGGAGUUAUUGGCCCAAGGUCACCCAGCUGGUUUUCAUGGCUGAUGCAAGACUUGAACUCACGGUUGCUUUCUAGCCUGGCGCCUUAACCAAACCGUCUUGUAUAGCUUAUAAUGGCUUUGUAAUAUAGCUGCAGAAGCUAUUUCUGUUAUUUCCAAUGAGCUUUAAUAGGUUUAGAGAAGGCUUGGUGGAGAAUGGAGGGAGGAAUAGGAUGAAGAGUUCCUGCUUUUACUUUAUAAAGGAGAUUGAUAAUCUCCAUUUUACUUGCUGGGAUUGAAAGGAGGAAGGUUCCCCCCACUUUUUUGUUUAAUAAAUAUGUAUAU